Xiphophorus couchianus (Monterrey platyfish) is the source of this 10116-nucleotide messenger RNA. It is a transcript of the gene hdac5, whose product is annotated as histone deacetylase 5. Gene Ontology annotation, biological process: negative regulation of transcription by RNA polymerase II. NCBI's taxonomy places the organism in Eukaryota, Metazoa, Chordata, Actinopteri, Cyprinodontiformes, Poeciliidae. The record is from RefSeq and is a predicted model, not a curated record. The transcript is spliced from 28 exons. Gene Ontology annotation, molecular function: histone deacetylase activity. The coding region runs from base 1115 to 4528 and encodes 1137 amino acids.
UCCUCUGGACGGUCUUCAGUCGUCCUUGUCUCCUUCGUCAUCUUCUGAGCCUUCCUGAAAUGAAACAAGUUGUUGUCCGUAUAACUUCCAUAGUGAUCCACUUUCAGCCACCGCUCUCUGUCUCUCUCUCUUUCUCUCUCAUUCAGUCUCCUCCCUCCAUCUAUCUCUCACAGUCCAUUCACCAGCUCAGAGAGCGUCACAGACACACACCCGCAUACACGGCAGGCUGUAAGCGUUAGCCUCCUGAUCGGUUUAGAUCGACUCUUUCUGCAGAUUUUUAGGGGACGGAUCAGGAUUUUCCACUCCUCUUCUCUAACGAAGCUGUCCUGUUCUGCUUCCAUCCUGUUUCGCUCUCUCUGCCUUUCUCUCAGAGCUUUGUUCUAAUUUUGGAAACAUGGAACCUCAGGGAGUGCUCUCCCGAAGCUAUUUACAUCCUUGCUGCUCUUCCUCCCCUUCAUACUCCUCCUCUUCUCUUCCUCUUGUCAGCCAGGAGGUGAACAGUGAGACGAUCCUUUGAUGUAAGAGAACACAGAAAGCUCGACUUCUCCUUCGUCUGGAAAUUUUUUGGUUGUUCAGCUCUCAGAAUUGUCCAGCAGGAUGGGGAUUACGCAGUGCUAGAUUUCCUUCUGUUGGGAUUUUGGACUUCAAGCAGCCACUGCAACAGAAGAAACAAACUUCUGUUCCUGAGCUGACAGGUACCUGACAAAGUGUUUCUGUUUUCUGGAGCCAGCAGAGGACUUAAGAAGAUCUAUGCAAGCUUGGUGUUUUCUCAUCUACUUGGACUCAAAUCCCUCAAUCCUAUUGGAGAGGAGGCUUCCUGGAACUCACACCUACUAUGACAGAGAAGAGGAUUUUACUCAAGGUGAUGUUGGCCCAUUAGUACAAUUGAAACUGAACAGCCACCGGAGCUCUAAGGAAAUUUGCAAUCUCAACUGAGACUGGAUUACACAAUGAAAACUUUUUAGAGUAUUUAUUCACACUUAACAGGACAAUUUACACAUAAUUUGUAUUUUUUACAAUUUGUGGCAGACAGUUCUUCCUAAGCUAUGCUGGUACCUCUAAAGAGCUGACAUUUUUUCUUUUCACAAACUUAAGCAGCAGCUCUUGUCCUGGCAUGCUGUUACAUCCCACCGUGUCAGGAUUGUGCACCAUGCUGCAGACCAUCUACGAGACUGAGUCGUGUUUUUCCUCUGCUAGCACAGACAGCCACCACCAGCCUCUGGAGCUCCUGAGUGACAGCAGGGGCUCCGGUGCUGACAUGACCGCUGCUGUCUUGGAGGUGAAGAGCAGCCUCCCAUCAGGCAUGCAGAGUCCAGUUGAAGCAACAUGUGAGCAGAGAGGAGGUGGUGGUGAAGGGGGUGGCUGUAUUCCUGGAGAAGGUCCAGGUGGAGGCGGAGGCCCGGUGGACUUGAGGACAGAGCCCAGGUUGGGCUCUGUGUCUAGUGGGGGAGCAGUGGAUACAGCCCUGAGAGAGCAGCAGCUUCAGCAGGAACUUGUGCUUCUCAAACAGCAACAGGAACUCCAGAAGCAGCUGCUAUUUGCAGAGUUUCAGAAAAAACAUGAAGUGUUAACAAGGCAGCACGAAGUCCAGCUGCAAGAGCACUUAAAGCAACAACAGGAGCUGCUGGCAGCAAAGCGGCAGCAGGAGUUGGAGCAUAAGAGAAAACUGGAGCAACAAAGACACGAAGAACAGGAGAAACAGAGACUGGAGCAACAACUGUUGCUGCUGAGAAACAAAGAGAAAGGGAAAGAGAGUGCCAUUGCCAGCACAGAGGUGAAGCUGAAGCUUCAGGAGUUUCUUCUCAGUAAGAAAGAACCUGGUCCAGGAGGACUCAACCAUUCCUUCUCCCCAAAGUGCUGGGGAAGCCAGCACACGUCUCUAGAGCAAAGCUCCCCCCCUCAGAGUAACACCCCCGGAACCCCUCCCUCCUACAAACUCCCCCCUCUUCUCGGAAACUACGAGGGCAAAGACGACUUCCCACUUCGGAAGACAGUUUCAGAGCCGAACCUGAAGGUUCGAUCUAGACUCAAGCAGAAAGUGGCAGAGAGGCGCAGCUCUCCAUUGUUGCGCAGGAAGGAUGGAACUGUCAUCAGCACCUUCAAGAAAAGGGCUGUUGAGAUAUCAGUCUCCUCCCUUUGUAACAGUGCUCCAGGCUCAGGUCCCAGCAGCCCCAACAGUUCCAAUACGGCCAUCGCCAACGGAAACACGGGAUCAGUCCCCAACAUACAAACCGAGCUGAGAUCUCUCCAUCAGACACUGGGGGCUGAUGGGACAUUGAGUCCUCUUAGCCUCUACACCUCACCCUCCCUGCCCAAUAUCUCCCUAGGCCUCCCUGCCAACACACACAUCACAGCACCCCAGAAACUGUCCACCCAGCAGGAAGCAGAGCGUCAGGCCAUCCAGUCCCUACGAGGGGGAGGAGCUCUAACUGGGAAGUUUCUCUCCACUUCCUCCCUACCAGCAGGUGCGGCACAUGAUGUGGAGACUCCGCCCCCCGGUUCUCAUUCAGCCCAUUCCUCGUUGUUGCAACACGUCCUAUUGCUUGAGCAGGCCCGACAACAGACCGCUAUGUUAGUGCCCAUGUACAAUCAGUCACCGCUGGUUACUGCAGAGAGAGGUGUAGCCACUGGAAUGCGGCCUGUCAACAAGCUGCCCCGCCAUCGACCGUUGGCUCGCACACAGAGCGCUCCUUUACCCCAGUCGCCCCAGGCGCUGCAGCAGCUGGUGGUCCAACAGCAGCACCAGCACUUCCUGGAGAAACACUACAAGAUGCUAUCGAAGGGGGGAGACCUCCCUAGACCACCACCAACUCACCCUGAGGAGACAGAGGAGGAGCUAACAGAGACCAAUGACAUGCAGGAGGAUGAAGGCGCGGCUCCUAACAGCCUGCAGAAAGAAGGAUCAGACGACAGCAGCCACUCAUCUGAGCGACUGGCCAGCCACUUGAAGAGAGAGGAGGAAUCCAGGGUUAUCCAGGUCAAAGGCGAGAGCACGGAGAGUGAGCUAGAUGAAGAUGAAGAGGAUGAUGAUGUCAUUCAGCUAAGGGAGAGCGAGGAAGAGGAAAGGGGCAGCUACAUACAGCAGUCCUUGCAGCAUCUGAGCGUGUUUUCAUCCUCGCUGCCCCACAGAGCUCUGGGAAGAGCCAAGUCAUCCCCUGCAACUGCUGUCAACCCCAUCAAACACCUCUUCACCACCGGGUUGGUGUAUGACAGCCUGAUGCUGAAGCAUCAAUGUGUGUGUGGCAAUGCUCACAUUCACCCAGAGCAUGCUGGGAGAGUCCAAAGCAUCUGGUCCAGACUGCAGGAAACAGGCUUACUGAGCCGCUGUGAGAGGAUUCGUGGGAGAAAAGCAUCUCUAGACGAAAUCCAGUCGGUCCAUUCAGAGUUCCACACCCUGCUGUAUGGAACCAGCCCGCUCAAUCGGCACAAACUGGACCACAAGAAGCUUCUGGGUCCUAUCAGUCAGAAGAUGUAUGCUGUUCUGCCCUGUGGAGGAAUAGGGGUGGACAGUGACACUGUGUGGAACGAAAUGCACUCAUCAGCAGCAGUUCGCAUGGCAGUGGGCUCAGUUAUUGAGCUGGCCUUUAAGGUGGCUGCAGGGGAGCUGAAGAACGGCUUUGCAGUUGUGCGUCCACCUGGUCACCAUGCAGAGGAAUCCACAGCCAUGGGUUUUUGCUUCUUCAACUCAGUAGCCAUCACUGCCAAACUGCUGCAACAAAAGCUAGGAGUAGGGAAGAUCCUCAUUGUGGACUGGGACAUUCACCAUGGCAACGGCACCCAGCAGGCCUUCUACAACGAUCCCAAUGUGCUCUACAUAUCUCUGCAUCGGUACGAUGACGGAAACUUCUUUCCUGGCAGUGGAGCACCAGAGGAGGUGGGCUCAGGUGCAGGAGUUGGCUUUAAUGUAAAUAUAGCAUGGACUGGAGGAGUAGAGCCUCCUAUGGGUGAUGUGGAAUACCUCACUGCUUUCAGGAGUGUGGUAAUGCCCAUUGCCCAGCAGUUCAGUCCAGAUGUGGUCCUGGUGUCUGCAGGCUUUGAUGCAGUGGAAGGUCAUCAGUCUCCUCUGGGUGGCUACAAUGUUUCUGCACAAUGUUUUGGUAAGCUAACACAGCUGCUGAUGGGACUGGCAGGUGGGCGGAUUGUAAUGGCGCUAGAGGGUGGCCAUGACCUAACUGCUAUCUGUGACGCAUCAGAGGCCUGCGUCUCUGCCCUCCUGGGAGAUCUGUGUGACUCUGGGUUUCAGUGGCCUCAGGAGAAGCCAUGUCCAAAAGCCUGUGCCUCCCUGGAGAGAGUCAUAGACAUCCAGAGUAAGCACUGGCCUUGUCUCCAGAGUGCGUCUCAAACCAGUGGCCCCUCUCUCCUGCCAGGGUCCCCUGUGGCCCCAGGCCAGUCUGAGAGGGACGAGGCUGAAACACUCAGUGCGAUGGCCUCUCUAAGUGUUGAUGUGGACCAGCCAGGCUCUGUUCCUGAAAACAGAGAAUCUAACAGGUCUACAGAGGAGCCAAUGGAGGAAGAGCCUGUUUUAUAAAGAGGAGCUGACCUAAAGCAUCCAAAAACACCUUCACCUCCUUCUAGCACCUUCUUGUCCUCCUGUUCCUGCUCCUCCACAGAGUGUGUAUGUACACCAACACACACACACAUGUACGCAUUCGCAGUGUGGAACUGAAUUGUUGUGGAGGUCUCAGAUUAGCUGAGAACAUCCAAGUAAGGCAGGCAAAGGCAAGUCCUGUACAAAACAGGGGUGCCUCUCUUUUCUUCUGGUUCAUCCAUCCAAAGAUUCGCAGACGACUUGUUCGCAUCUUCAUGGAAACCAAAGACAAGGAGCGUCAGCAAGGUUGCAAUUUCUGUACACUACCUGUACACAGCAUCGUUGAACCUUGUCCAGUCAUUCUUCUUUUAUAUUUCCUACCUACUCCUCUGAUUCCACUGAGGGACUUUUACUGUGGAAAUAAAAAACUUUAAUCUGGUCAAAAUGUUUGACAACAAGCUGACGACUUGUCUUCUUGUGUCUGUCAAAGAAAACGAGUAGUCGCUUGUUGGAAGGGUAACUCGUUUUACAAGGAGCGGGCCAGCAAGAACUCAAGGUGCCUUUUUUCUGUCUAACACAAACUAUUCAAUCAGAAUCCACACAUCACUGCCAGUGCACCUCAGCCAACCAAGCAGCCCACGAGGACUGAAGAACCGGCCAGAUAGCGCACAUACACUGCUGUUGUUUCAGUCGCUUGGUGUAUAUUUGUUUCAUCAUCUGAAUGCCUUAGUUUUUCUUUUUUUUUGUGACAAAGAUGAGUAGAGGGGAUCAACAGAGCUCAUAAGCUGUAAUCUUUCCAGGUAUUCCCAAAAUACUUAUUUGGUGUUUCCUAAGAGUUGUACCAGUGGAAAUGUUUGUCAAAAAGCUUAUCUGAGUGUUAUUAUUGAAGUUAAUGUAAUAUAAUGAUACUGAGGAAACAAUCUCAGGAUCAGCUCAUCUUCUACAAAACUAGACAUUAUACUGCAGCCCUUCAAACUCACUUUGUUGUUUUUGUUGAAAGUCAUGUGACCCGAGUCCCACCCCUUUCUAUCUUCCAAAAAUAAUUUUAGAUUGUGGCACUUUUUAAAAUACCACAAUUACCACCCUUUUUUUGUUUUUCAUUUUGAGUGUAAUAUUUUCUUUUUGCUGUAAAUACCGUCCACCAAACAGUUGCGCAUAGCAACAUCACAGCAUCUGUAGUUUGUUUUGUUUUUACUAUAUCUGUACAUACAUGUAUGUAUAAACUACAGAAUACUUUCUCUUUUUGUAUGACAAGCAAAAAUAAUGUGUAAACUGUGUUUUAUCCAAUCAGAUAAGAUUUAUGAAUAUACUCUAUUUGAGGAUCUGGUGUUUUAAAAGUUUGGCUAUUUGACAGAAAGUUGGUGCACGGCUUGAUGGCACCCGCUGUCACCGCAGCCUGCUUGUUUGUUUGUUUACAGAUGCCAAGGGACGAUAGGAUGUUGAAUCUUUUUGGAGGAGAAUGUUGCGCUCAGGUUCCUCUGGCAGGACCACUGCUCUGUACUGCCCUCCUCAGGCAAGCAGCACAUAGGAGGUGUUCAAAUCAAUUGUCAUGACUGGCUUAGUAGGUGGGUCCAGUGACUGUGGCUUUGUAUUCCAACAGAUUAUCACAGCAUGUUCCUAAAUCCCAGACAUGUUAUAUAUGAGGCAACGGACGGAUGGUAGCAAUGUUCAGACUUCCUCUCCACGAUAGACAGAAAACUAAUGUGUCCUUCAAAAUAUUGUUUGUGUCAACAAACUUCUUACAAGCAAUUAGUCCUUUUAAAGUAGAACACACAUGCUCAUUGACACAAGCUUUACAAGUAUAAUGAAACAGCUUUUGUGAAAAGCGUCACCAAUGGUGCAAAAGAUAAAGAAUGCAGAGUUUGAUAGCGACCAUUUUAGCUUAUGUGAAGGCAGAAGUAGGUGAAAAACAUUUAGGGUACCAAUCCAUAGUCAGCAGGUCACUUUGGUUUUUAAUAUUGUGGUUUGUAAAGGUUUCUGAAGACAUUUUACAUUAAUUAAAUACUUUCAAUAAUAAAACUGUCCCAAAUAACGUAAUGAUUUAGACCCCAGACUGGUAACACACAGUUUUCACCUCAGCCUCACAGCUUAACUGAACACAUUCAGAAAAGAGCAGACUGGGAGGUAAGAGUUAUGCCUACAUUUGAAGGUGGUGCUAGUUUCCACACAACUUCCUCAUGAGAGCAGAAAUAUUUUUAAACAGCUGAAUAUGUCUUUGUUGUACGCAGGGAGAACAGUGUAGUUGCCUUGUUACAGCAAACUGAGCAUCAAUUCACAGAAAAAGAUGGAUUAGAGACUGCAGUACACUGUACCACAAAAAAACUGAUUUCUCUGCCACUUUCACUGGCCUCUCAUUAAAAGGACUUUAAACUGUCAGAAUAGUUUGGAAACAUGUUAACUUUCUAAAAACCUUAAUUUGAGUUUGUGCCUCAUUUAUAGGCACAAACCACUCGUGCAGAUGAUGCUUUGGCUCAGCUGCCAGAUGAUGUUAAAAUAUUCAUCACAAACCAUUAUUACCGUGCUUAUUUCAGGUCAAAAAGAAGGUCAACGUUGUAUUGAACAUUGACAUUCAACAUGCUAACUUUAGCAGUUAGCAUAUUGGUUACUUGCUAAUUGCUAAACAUAUCCUUCCUUGGAUCAAACUAUUAUUUAAACAUACCAGUUCUUGUUUGUAACUUGAAAUGAGUAACUUCAUAAACUGACAAACCCCAUCAUCUCCUGAAGUUGCAAAACCUUAGAGCUGGACCUAUCUAUUAAUCAGUGCUGUAAAAACAUUCUAUAGACAUAGAGAAGCUCACAUUAAGUCACUUAACUAGGCAUGCUGUUAAGUGAUGCCUAGUUACUUAACAACAACUAGGCAUCUAUGGAUGUAACCCUAGCGGUUACAUCCAUUUAGCAAUAUCAGACCAAUAGAAUGCAAAAGAUCAAUGUAUCCCACUUCAGUGUUGAUGUGCACAACAGAUAGCAUCACUGCCUACAUAAGUUUUGGGGCUCUCUGCUUUUAUACCUGGUUUGUAUUUUUUUUCAGGUUGGACUGAUUUAUCAGAUUUAUGGCUUUCAUGCUACAUAUAUUUUUUGUCUUUCUGCACUAGUAGGCAACCUCAUCUCUCAAACUGUCAGUCACUAAUAUGAAGCCUGACUUUUGGGUGUGGGUGCGGUAGACAGGUGAUGUCAUGGGCCUGGGAACUGAAAGCUAAAAUUCACCAACAAGUGUGAUGGUGCAGGAUACUGAACCUAUUAAUAGUCAACUGAAGUUUAAAUAAGCACAAAUCAAUUGAAGGGAUAAUUUGGAUCUUUAAAGUGAAGGUAGUGUCAGUUAUAGUUUGAUAAACUGUGAUUGACAGACAACAUGUUCCUGUGGUAUUCAUAGAAAAGUGAAGAAAACCUCAUUAUGUUGGAUGGCUAGCAGUUAAUCAGAGGGUUAAUUCUAGCCAGCUAAAACAAGUCAAACAUAAAAAAUGUUCAUAUCUGUCAGAUAACAUGCAAUAUUAGCAGAUAUUUAAUAUCGACACUUUUGCAAGAGACUUUUGUUCUUUUGUCAAAGCAACAAACUCAACUACAGUAUCUGAGGCUGCAUGUAGCACAUCUUCUUGGAUAAUUCCCAAACAACUGCAAGAUUUUGAUAAUCAUUCUUAAUUCCAUUGGACAAAUGGCGGCUCAACAGCAAAGUUAACCUUACGUUUGUGAACUUUACAGUUGAUUGGUGAGUGACAGCAGAUUGAGACCACAAACACAAUUGAGAGCGUAGAAGGCUAACAGUCAAAUGAAGCAUUGUUGCAGCAAAUUAUUGCAAUUCAAAACAACUUAAACUGCAUGAUCAAAUACUAAUAAUGUACAUCAUCCAUUUAUGAAAAACUGACAUGUGAUGGGGAAGGAAAAUUAACAUAAACUCACAACUUCCCUAUUGCAAGGCGACUGCUUUUCCCACUGAGAAAUCACCCUAUACAGUAUGUAUUACUAAGUUAAACUGUUUGCUCAGUCAAAGAACAUCCAUGUGAUAGCGCAAAGUGCGAUUGGCAGAGACAGCCAGCUGUUGGAGCGGGAUUAUUUCUGCAUAAGACCUGGAAAAGGACUGGAACAUAUUUGAUGUGUCUGCACAAAUGACAAAAUCCAGAGCUUGAUAUCAUUCUUAUCAGACUUUGACUGACUGACGUAGCUGGCAGCCUCAGCAAUGACAACUAGAAGACAGGAACAAGCUUACUGAUCUCUAGUAAAAGAGCACAUACACAGCAUUGUGUCCAACAGAUGGAAACAUUUUCAGUUUGAGUGGUUUUGAAGUGUCUAUCUGGAUAAGGAUUUCCUUCAAGUUUCUACAACCUCACUGUGACCUCUGGCCACCCCAGGUAAGAGAAGUGUCACUGAUAACAUCACAAAGCCUCACUUCAAGAGUUACAAGCUAUUCCUUUAAUAGUGAUGUGGAUCAGCAAGCAGCAAUUACCACCACAUUCUGUUGAGCCCCCCCAUGCCUCCUGAAGUCAAAAGCUUUUAUAUGCCAAAUGUGACAUUUCUUGAGAAUUUGCUUACACUUUAUGGUCGUUUAAGGAACUGCAGUGUAAAGGUUUUAAAAUACAUCAUUUCCAGGUAUGCUGUCACCACAACCUGAGACAUUUCUAUGAACCGUUGCAAGUGGAAACUAACAGUUUUCACAUGUAUUUAUUGUUUUACCCUAAUAGUGUAUUAUGAUAUUAGUUCACUGAGACCAAAACUCAAAACUCCACCAAACCUAAAUGUGGUGAUGGUUGCCUCACAUUGUGUACUCACAUGUUGUCUCUCAGCUCACAUUUCUUUCUGACAAACAGAAUACAGAGAAAAAGCGGAUUGACUGAAAGAAGUGUUUAAUGUUGUGAAGGUGUUUCACAGCUCUAAUGUUGCUAUACACACUGACUCUUUUGCUACUUAAAUUGAUCCUGUAUAUUUCUUCACGUUUGAGCCCGUGGUGUAACUGUUGUGUCCUGUAAAGCCGUGUUGGGGGGGUUACAUUGGAACCCCAGGCUUUGGGUAGAGAGCUUCAUUCUCUGCCUCUUUUCUCCCAGUUUCUGGGGAGGAAGACAUUCUCUCUGUUUGCUUUCUUUCUUCAGGGUUAUCACUGAAGAGGUUUCAGAAAACAGCAUUUAUUUUUGUUGUUGCUGUUGUUGGAACUUAUCACAAACACAUUCCUGAAUUAUCUCCAUCCAUAGUGUAAUUUUUCUUUUGCAGAUUGCUGUUGGCAACGGUCCUGUCUAGUUCUCGCUGAUUCACAUGUAAAUAAAGUUCAUAUUUGUGUACACAUGUGCAAUACACGCUACUCAAGCAAUCUGUUACUGUGACAAAUAUUGAUAAUUGCUACUUUUUGAAGUUUCAAAUUAUUUUUGCUCCUUGUCCUGAUUAAGGAUUAUGUUGCAAGAUCUUAAAAAAAGGGAAAGUAACUAUUGUGAUUCUUCACACUCAGUUUAAAUUCAGGGGUUUGCUGACAUUUUAAUGAAGCCCUUUUGUUUUUAAAACACUCACUGUACUGUUGUGACGAUUUAAUUAUUUUUUUUUUUAUUAAUAUUUUAAAGUGGGCUUGUUAAGUUUGUCUGGAAACUCAAUAAAGCAAUUCACGGACCGUU